Frankliniella occidentalis (western flower thrips) is the source of this 800-nucleotide messenger RNA. RefSeq lists its product as uncharacterized. Lineage: Eukaryota; Metazoa; Arthropoda; Insecta; Thysanoptera; Thripidae. The transcript is spliced from 2 exons. Bases 287 to 760 code for a protein of 157 amino acids. The record is from RefSeq and is a predicted model, not a curated record.
UUUUUCGUCUGCAGCGGAAGAGGAACUCGCUCUGGUUCGCCAAAUCAUUCAAAAAGCGCGGCGACGAAACUUCCCGCAGUCCGGCUUUGACGGGAGGUUCAGGGGCCAGUGCUGGGUGUGCCUGCUCCCUGUCGAUGCCCCCAGGAAGAAGGGUGGGCCGCCGUCCAUCCUCCCGCAGUGCUGCAGCCAGAAUGUGAAGGACCGGCAGCGCAGCAGCAUAGGAAGAUUUAUCCAGCAAGGUGCCUGGUGCGUGACGGCGCCGGUCCUUGCGUCCUGUCUCAGGCUGAUGAUCAAAAUUGAGAGAGAGACCUUCCUGGACAUCAUGACACGCCAGGACAUUCUUAUUGUGGUGCCGUCACGCAUUCAGCCCCGCCCCUACAAAAAUAAGCCACGUGCUAGUUGGGAUAUAUGCAGGAUCACCAGCUUGCCAACUUUCAUAAACACUCGUGGUGAGGCCGGCUUCUCCCUUGUGCAACCCGACACCGUCGGCCUGAGGCGGCCAUUGGGGAGCAGCAAGAAUUGCCCGCUCCCAACUUGCAAUGCCUCAGUACCUCCGGAGAAGGGCAUUGUCAAUCAUGUGAUGGUUCACAAGAACAAAAAGCUGCUGCAAGUCGCUCAUGCAAUUCAGGCCAACGCCAGGACAAUUCCUCAGGACCUUGCUGACGACUUGCCUCUUGCCCCUUCCGCGGGUAUCCUUAUUCUGCUGAACCUCGCCGGCUUCGUGAGGUUUACAGAUGAGUGGGCCUUGCAGCUGUAUUAGUGUGCCUUCCAGCUAGAGGCACCCUCCAUAGUGCCUAGUG